AUAAAUACAUAAAAACAAAUUCAGACCAAAUACGUACAAUAUAGUUUUCUCUUGGGAGAAAAUGGAUGCAGAUAAUAAUGCCUCUAUGAAUUCCUUCAAAGGGGACGAGGCACGGUUGGAGAAAAUCUAAAUGUAACAUAUAUUUAGAAAUAUGUGCUACUCGGGAAUGACAGACGUGGAUCAAUUGCCCUAGACUCAUUGUUAAUCUAUAGAGUUCACAACCAUGCAGUGACGCUCAGGAAGGCCUUCCACGUUCUCUUUCGUUUGAGAGGCACGCGGGUGAGAAUUUGGGGGCUCAUAUUAGCCCAGCACAAACGCUCAUAAAGGAUCAGAGGAAAGCUUCAAUAAUCCAGACUUGAUACCUUCAGGCUCCUCCUCCUAUGCCAAUCCUCAUCCAUCCCUCUCUGUGUUUCCGACGUCCUUUUCAUCAUUCACUACGAAGUUAUAAUCUCAUUUACUAACAUCAUUUUUGAUACUGUAAAAUGUAUUUUCUCUCCUGAGCUUCUCACCAGUCAUUGUCAGUGCAGCUCAGCUCUUAUAUUUGCAAUCAUUUUUCCAGCCCUCACUUCUACCAAAAUAGCCCGCGUGUUACUCAUUUGACACACGCUUGAAGAUUUACUGUAUUACGCAACAUGUCCUGCUCAAGAUGCAGUACAUUUGAAUUCCAACGUUUACCCUGAACAAGUGAAUGUGGUGAGCAAAAGUCCCUCAUCAGACUGACUCAAUACUGGGUUGUCUCAUCCGUCCCAUCAAACACAGGUUUGGGCACAUCUAUAGUACCGUAAAUACAAAUGUAGUAGCCAUGUAGUUUCACCUUGCUUUCACAAAGUAUUGAUUGAGAAUAUUGUUUUCAAUUAAUAUCCGAAUGACCCCUUUGUACUGAUAAUUAACGAAAAUCGUGGCCAUGAAGUGCUUUGUAUUAAUUUCAGAAAAUGCACUCACUGCAAAAUAACAUAAUAUUAUUGUAAUGGUUUUUUUCCAUUCAGAAUGAAGAGUUGAUCAAUUGAAUUGAUCUGGUACGUUGUAAUUGAUGGCAUGCACAAGUAGCGACCCUAAAACCUUUACUAUUUUUAAUUGACUAAUAGGCUAACUAUAUAAUCCACCAUAUAAAAAUAAUUAAGGAUUAGGGAAUGAGUGAAUGAUUAAAAACACAACCUUGGUUAUUGUUGGAAACCAUGUUUUUUGUGCACAGUACUUUACAUGCAGCUCUGGAGGGGGCAAAAUAGAGGCGAAAUAUCAUUUUCUCUCAUUUUACUCUGAUUUACUCUGGUUUUUUUUUUUACUCUAUAAACGACUGAAAACUCCCAAAUCCCAAGUACUGUAUAAAUAUUGUCAUUUAGAACAUUUAGCUGCAGAACAUGAAAAUAUUCUAUAUGAAAACCCCCCCCCAGCUGUUUUUUGAGCUGCUAUUUUCUUUUUCAGCACUUUACAUUUAAAAUGAUUAUUUUAAUCUGUAUAGAUUGUUUGUAUAUACAUAUUAUCAUUUUCAAUAUGUUUUGCUUGUUAUUGUUUUUUCUUCCUCCCCAAGUUUGCCUUUGGAUCGUUUGGCUGUCUUGUUUUUGGUAGUUUUACGAGCGGACCGGCGUGUUCCUCCCUUGCUUUUAUUUCGAAAGUCCUUACCGGAAGCUACGCGUGGUCACCUUUGAGCGACUUUGACGGUCUGGACUGUGCUUCGCAGCUUUUCUCCGGAGAGAGGCUGCUGUCAUCAUGCAGGUGGAAUGUGCGCAGUUUAGCCACCGGUAGGAGACUCGUAAACCGGGAACGCUCGUGCGGAGCCCGCGGUCGCAGGCUUAGGCUCGCUUUCCGAUAUCUUUAGCAGCCAUGAGCACACGUUGAUGUGUCGGAUGCUGACACGUUUGUUUUUCUAGGCUUGCGCAGUCCGCCUGGGCUCAGCUGGGCUCGCGUGUGAUGCCGCACAGCGCUGAGGGAAGUCGCUCUCCAGACAGUUUGGCUCGGUAACAGUUAUUUUUGAAUCAGCGCUCGUUGGCCACGAUGGAUGAAGGAACUUCUUGCGACGGCACCCCGGAGUUGAGAGACAUAGAGGCGAAAAUCGGCCGGAAGACCCCCGAGGGUUUGCUCAGGUGGAUGCGGGAAGAGGCGUCCUCCCUCCGGGGAGAAGACAAAGUUGCCCCCGCCGCGCAGGAAAUCGCGAAGGAGACCGGGAAGAGGAGCCUGGAUGAAAAGAUAAGAAAACUGAAGACUGAGAUGGCACACUUGCGCUCGGUGGACAUAAAGAUCCUCCAGCAGUUCCUGGCUGUCCACGAGGGCAUCGAGGCCGUGAAAUGGUUGCUGGAGGAGCGCAGCACACUGACAAGCCGAUGCAGCAGCCUGACCAGCAGCCAGUACAGCCUGGGCGAGGGCCCCGACACCUCCUGGAGAGGCUCCUGGAGCAGCCUCCAUGACCCCCACGACAAGCUGGACAACAUUUCCAUCGGAAGUUACUUGGACACCCUGGCAGAUGAUAUGGAUGAAUACUGCCCCUCUAGCUCAGAGUCGGUCAUCUGCUCUUCCACGCCACAGGUCUCCGAGGCUACUGCCGGGUGCCGGACAGCGGACGUUUCCGCAGCCGUGGUCUCUGCUAGUGCGACUGGGGAGAAGCCCGGGGCUAAUACAGGGAUUGGGAAUGGAGUUGUAAUGGGAAGUCGGUCUAGAUCAAAUGAGAACGCCACUAGAAAAGUGAUUGUCAGCGAUGUCAAUGGGAAUGGGCUAGUCGAGAGUGAAAAGGGAAAACCAUCAGUUCCUAACGACGUUCCUGAAGCUCAGCCUGAUACCAAGCAAGAUGAAGUAGUUUGCACUAACGUGGCAGAGGCAGGCCUGGUUUCUUUGAACAAUAGCCAGACCCAGUCCGUCAAGGCCAACGGGAACCUAGAGAAGACAAUCACACCAACAGGCGGCCACGCUCGGAUUGCUCUCAAUGAAAAACUGGGCAAGAAACAGAGCCCCAAACGUAAACCUUACAAAAAUGGAAACAUUGACUUGGAUACUUGCAAGCUAAAUGGCAAAAUGCAUCUGGAAUAUGACGCUCACUGGCGGUGGGUGCAAUCACAAGAAGAUGUGACGUUUUUGUGAAACUACUGACCAGCCGACCGUUUACUUCUGGUGAUGUCUAGAAAGGGCCAGUGGGUUUCUACAAGAUGAACUCCAAAGGAGGAAAAAAAACAUUUUAUUUUUACUUGCACAAAUAACACUUUGGUCUCAAUUGGAUCAAUACACAUUAAGGGAUUUCGAUGAUUUUCAGUCAAACAGUAUUAGGUUACUCUCCUAUGAAUCUAAAAGCCUGUACAAAAGAGCUUUGUCAGGUGCUAUCUUAGCAUUGUCUCUUUUAGUUUAUAUUUCCCUCCCAAGCACAUUGAGAUGAUUUACAGAACAUCAACCUAUUUAUAAACAAAUGUGAUUUUAUCCUUGACUGUCUUCAUUUGUACAACUUCGUAAUUAGCGCCACAACAACAAUUUCUCACCUUUGGGCUGACGCUGGCUAUACUCUUUGGAUAGACGUAGUUUAUUCUAUUCAGACCACUGCGAGUGUCUCGAUCAAGUAUCCAAACCAUGUCAGCGGAGGAAAAAAAUAUAAAGUACGUUUGGGUCACUCAAUUAUUUACUGUAAGUGUGUAUACAGUACAACUGAAAUCUUACAUCGGUUACACGCUACUUGCUGUUAACGAGUGAAACACAUGUACUCCAAUAAUGUGUUAUGAUCUGUGAGCAUGUUUGUGUCAAAGACCUCGUUACCCGAGCUAAAAGCAGACGGCGUUCCCCUCGUUGUCUAUCCUACGUAUACACGAUAUGCAAUGUGGUGUCUUAUGUGACGCUAAAAGCCUCAGUGCGGACCCUAUCGUCUCCCGUCUGUUGAUGUCACAGUACAGCUACUCUGUACCCGCUCACGGCUGGUUGUAGGUGCAUUUUGCGUAUGCCUUCUUUUGGAGACCCAAAUGUUGACCUAAUGACUUCUUUAUCCUAAGCGGAUUUGUGCCUGAUUGAUGAAAACUAAAUAUAUUGUUCAGUUAUGUGCUUGGCCUGCUCUUUCCCUCUCGAGGUGGAUGCACUGUUGUUAUGCCGGUGUCAGGUUAUCGGUGUAUUUUUGCCUGCUCCUGCCUUCCGCUUGUGUGUAUAAAAGGCUAGACUAUCAGUGUAUGUGUGUUCUCUCUGAUCGAAACUGUGUGCACGUGUAAGAAAAUGAGCGCGUAUGUCAGAUUUACAUCUGUCAUAGUGGUAGCUCUUCAAGGAAAAAGCCAUUAAAUUCUGGUCUGG
Molecule: messenger RNA, 4248 nt
Organism: Syngnathoides biaculeatus (alligator pipefish)
Lineage: Eukaryota; Metazoa; Chordata; Actinopteri; Syngnathiformes; Syngnathidae
Gene: lurap1
Product: leucine rich adaptor protein 1
Exons: 2
Coding region: 1993-3069 (358 amino acids)
Biological process (GO): positive regulation of canonical NF-kappaB signal transduction; positive regulation of cytokine production
Source: RefSeq, a predicted model, not a curated record